Molecule: messenger RNA, 1374 nt
Organism: Nymphaea colorata (pocket water lily)
Lineage: Eukaryota; Viridiplantae; Streptophyta; Magnoliopsida; Nymphaeales; Nymphaeaceae
Product: zinc finger protein ZAT5-like
Exons: 1
Coding region: 245-1048 (267 amino acids)
Source: RefSeq, a predicted model, not a curated record
AUCUGGCAACCCUGCUUGCUUGCUUGCUUGCUUGCUUCUAGGACUCUUUCACGGUUACUCUUCACGGGGGAGACGAGGGCGGCUUUGACUGCACCCACUCUCUCACCUAUAAAUAACUCCUCCCCUCCUUGGUGAUCCACCCUGCAAGGAAGAUCCAUAGACACCAACAACCUCCUUCCUCUCUCUCUCUCUCUCUCUCUUUCUCUGACUUUACUUCUUGUUCUUGUUCUUCCUGGCUGUGGGUAUGGAGGCUACCGACGAAGCCAUGGAAGUUGGUCACGGGGACCUCAGCCACAUAGUGAAGGGGAAGCGGACCAAGAGGCACCGGCAGUCGCCUGCGCCUGCCAUGGCGAGCUCAACCAGUGAUGAGCGGGUGAUGGCAUCUCCGGCGGCGACGACAUCGACCGCGGAGUUCAGCUACAGCGCCGAGGAAGACGAGGACAUGGCGAAUUGCCUCAUUCUCCUGGCUCAGAGCGGCGGGGAUGGGCCGAAGCCGAAUUCGCCGGGGGGGGCGGUGGAGACGGGGACGGAUGCUCGAGCGACGAACUUUGUGAGCAAGCGGGGGCCGGAUUUGUAUGAGUGCAAGACGUGCAGCAAGUGCUUCCCUUCGUUCCAGGCGCUGGGGGGGCACCGGGCUAGCCACAAGAAGCCCAAGGCCGGAGAAGAGAAAGAGAAGGCGGUAGCCGCCGCUCCGUCGGAAGAGGAGGGGUUCAGGUUGUUCAAGGUGGCAAGCAUGGCGGUGGUGAUGCAGCAGCAGCAGCAAGGAGGGGGCAAGGCGGGAGGGAAACCGAAGGUGCACGAGUGCUCCAUCUGCGGAUCGGAAUUCACAUCUGGGCAGGCUCUCGGCGGGCACAUGAGGCGCCACCGCAUCGUUUCAGAUUCGCCCGACUCCAAGAAACCAAAGAAUGCAUUCACUCUCGAUCUCAACCUGCCGGCCCCCGACGACUCUGAGCCGGCUUCCGAGUUCUCAGACUUCAAACCCGGCUCCGACUUCACAAGGCCGAAGCCAACGCUCAUGUUUCCUACCUUGGUGGAUUGUCAUAAUUGAAAGAAUUACAGAAAGGGAGAAGCAGCAGCAAAGAAACAAGAAAGAAUUAGCAAGGAAGACACCCACAUCUUUCCUCGACCUCUCUCUCUCUCUCUCUCUUGGUUCUUUUCCAUUUGAUUGGCCUGAAUCUGUCAGGCCUGAAACCAACCGAUGGGCGGGGAAAACCUGGGCAUUACCACUGUGAAUAAACUGUUAAAAAGAUUCAUUGAAUUCUUUUCAUUUUUUCCCUUCUAAAGAUCAUUUUAUCUCUCCAUUCAUAGUAUUGUUACCGCUACAAUCUUCUUCAUUGCUGAUUCACUGUAAAUGGGUAUUCUUCUUUUUCUUUU